GAGGGCGUAAGCCCCGACACUACCUCUCAAUUAUAUAUUAUAAAAAAGGAAAGAUGAGUUGUGGGUCAGUACAACACUAGCUGUGCUGUGUUGAGGCAAUUCCAUGUGCCCGCCCACAUGCAGCUGCUGAUCGAGAAUACUUCUCCCCCCUCCUCCAUUCAUACGCAUCCCCCAAUUAACAUUUUUAUUUAUUUAUAUUGUUGUUGGUAAAUCUGGAAAUUUGAGAAUGGAGAAAAGCAGCGAUGGAUUUGUGAGGGCUGAUCAGAUUGAUUUGAAGAGUCUGGACGAGCAGCUUGAGAGGCAUCUCAAUCGAGCUCUGACUAUGGAGAAUAACAAGAAGAGACUGACGCAGGACGAUUCCAAUCUCCUCCACCAGGCCGCAGUCUCCGCCCCUGCCAGGCUCAGGUUUGAUUGGGAGAUUGACACUACUAAGCUCAUCAUCAAAACUGUCCUUGCCCGUGGAACCUUCGGCACUGUCCACCGUGGCAUUUACGACGCUCAAGAUGUCGCCGUUAAACUGCUAGACUGGGGAGAGGAGGGACACCGGACGGAGGCUGAAAUAGCUUCUUUGAGGGCGGCUUUUACUCAAGAAGUUGCAGUAUGGCAUAAGCUUGACCAUCCUAACGUCACUAAGUUUAUAGGGGCAACCAUGGGCUCUUCAGGGUUAAAUAUACAGACAGAAACUGGUCUGAUUGGCAUGCCCAGUAACAUCUGCUGUGUUGUUGUUGAAUACCUUCCAGGCGGUGCCUUAAAAUCUUACCUUAUAAAGAACAGAAGAAAGAAACUGGCAUUCAAAGUUGUAGUACAGAUAGCCCUUGACCUUGCCAGAGGGUUAAGCUAUCUUCAUUCCCAAAAGAUAGUACACCGAGAUGUAAAGACAGAAAACAUGCUAUUGGACAAGACACGGACGGUAAAAAUAGCAGAUUUCGGGGUUGCUCGUGUUGAAGCCUCUAAUCCAAAUGAUAUGACCGGAGAGACCGGGACCCUUGGUUACAUGGCCCCUGAGGUGCUCAAUGGAAACCCAUAUAAUAGAAAAUGCGAUGUAUAUAGUUUUGGCAUUUGUUUAUGGGAGAUCUAUUGCUGUGACAUGCCAUAUCCUGAUCUGAGUUUCUCAGAAGUUACUUCCGCCGUGGUUCGUCAGAAUCUGAGGCCAGAAAUACCAAGGUGCUGCCCGAAUUCCCUUGGGAAUGUAAUGAAACGUUGUUGGGAUGCAAACCCAGACAGGCGGCCUGAGAUGGACGAAGUCGUGUCCAUGCUGGAGGCUAUUGACACCUCAAAAGGAGGGGGUAUGAUCCCAGUUGAUCAACAACAAGGCUGUCUUUGUUUCCGGAAGUACCGGGGGCCUUAAACUCUAGUGGGGCCUUAUUACCACCAUUGAGCAAGUAAAUUAGGCUCUCACACUAUAUCUGCUGGCAGGCAGUUCACAAUUAGAACUGCUAUUCUAGUUGUGGAAGUUGUGUUAGUGGUGUAAUUAAAUCAUUCUCUUCUGUUCCAUUGCCAAGAACUCCUUAUUUUAUAUUCUGGGAAAUUUUCAAUUAUAUGCACUUAUUCGUAUUACCUUUUGGUGGUGUUGGAUUGGACGAAUCACCUUCAUAUAUAGAGAACGUUUCCAAUAGGGGUAGGCACAAAAUACCGUAAACGAUUAACCGGAUAAAAAACCGAAAAACCGGUGUAUUUUUCGGUUAACCGUAAUGGAUUUGUAAAAAGUCGCGGUAUGGUUAACCGAUAGUUAAGAACAAAUGGUUCAUGGUACGAUUAUGAUUUUAAAGUCAUGUUAAAUCGGUUAACCAAUAACUGAAAUAUCAAAUAAUACUAUGUAAGUACGUAUAUGUAUUGUAUCAUACGAUGUGAUUCUAAUUCCCUUUACUGCUGCGCUCAUAAUAAAGGGAAUACGUUCUAUGUAAUGGAGCAAUAUGAUGGAUUUAUGGUCAAGGAAAUAUUUUCCUUAUUUGUUACGUGUUACGGA
Messenger RNA from Cuscuta epithymum, 1966 nucleotides. The record is from the annotation of a GenBank genome assembly. NCBI's taxonomy places the organism in Eukaryota, Viridiplantae, Streptophyta, Magnoliopsida, Solanales, Convolvulaceae.